Molecule: messenger RNA, 2868 nt
Organism: Anopheles merus
Lineage: Eukaryota; Metazoa; Arthropoda; Insecta; Diptera; Culicidae
Gene: Sardh
Product: sarcosine dehydrogenase, mitochondrial
Exons: 7
Coding region: 156-2852 (898 amino acids)
Cellular component (GO): cytoplasm; mitochondrion; mitochondrial matrix
Molecular function (GO): protein binding; sarcosine dehydrogenase activity
Source: RefSeq, a predicted model, not a curated record
GUGUUUGGUUGCGUCUGGAACGGGCCGGUCGCAACGAAGAAUUGUGUGGCACACAACAUUGAGACUAAUUCAAUCAUAAUUAAGCGUAAAUAGAGUUGAAAGUUCAGCAAAAACACUUGGUUUGGUGAAGUUCAAAUUGUAAAGCAAGCGUGAAAAUGUUACGACUGAGAGCGAACGCGGUGGCAAAGUUUAAAAGUCACAUUGCGGGUGGCGAGCUAAGAGCUACAAUCACUGCAGCGACCUCUGCACGCAAAUAUUCCACUGAAAGCCCGCUGCCCGAAAGUGCCGAUGUAGUUAUCAUAGGUGGCGGUUCGGCCGGUUGCAACACACUGUACCAGCUGGCAAAGCGUGGCGUCCGGGCGGUGCUGCUCGAAAAGUCCAAACUAACGGCCGGUACGACCUGGCAUACGGCCGGCUUGGUAUGGCGCCUACGACCGAACGAUGUCGAAAUUCGACUGCUAGCGGCAACGCGCGAUCUGCUCAUGAGCCUCGAGGAGGAAACGGGCCACAAUUCGGGCUGGAUUAACAACGGCGGGCUGUUCAUUUCGCACUCCCCCGAGCGGUUAGAUGAGUACAGCCGGUUGGCUACGCUCGGCAAAUGCUUUGGUAUCGAGUCACACAUCGUCGGGCCGGAACAGGCACAGAAGCUGUUCCCACCGCUAGAUCCGACCUCCUUCACCGGUGCCCUCUACUCGCCCGGUGACGGUGUCGUCGAUCCGGCCAUGAUGUGUACCGCCCUGACGAAGGGUGCCACCGCCAAUGGGGGGCUCGUGGUCGAGGACUGUACCGUGUCGCAGAUCAUUACCGGCGAGAACCUGCUCGGCAUGAAGGACGUGCGCGGUGUGCUCACGAACAAGGGUACGAUCCGCACGAACACGGUCGUGAACGCGACGGGCGUGUGGGGCCGGGAUCUGAUCGAACCGCUCGGCGUCUUUCUGCCCCUGAUACCGAUGAAGCACGCGUACGUCGUGUCGGAAACGAUGGACACCAUCCAUCAGAUGCUGCCAAAUGUGCGCGAUCACGACUUUUCGCUGUACUUCCGCAUCCAGGGCAAAUCGAUCUGCAUGGGCGGGUACGAGAACAAUCCGAUCAUGCUGAACCGGGUGCCGGGUGACUUCCACUUUGGGCUGUACGAUCUCGACUACUCGGUGUUCGAUACGCACAUCCAGGGUGCGGUGAAGCUGUGCCCGGCGUUUGGCAGUGCGGGGAUCAAGAGCACGAUCUGCGGACCGGAAUCGUUCACGCCCGACCACAAACCGCUGAUGGGACCGGACCCGACGGUCAGCGGACUGUUUCACAGCGUUGGGUACAACUCGGCCGGCAUGAUGCUGGGUGGCGGUUGUGCGGAACAGCUGGCACAGUGGAUCAUACACGAUCGGCCCGACCGGCACAUGUUUGCGUACGAUGUGCGACGUUUCACACCCAAACAGAAGAAGGCACUGAACUGGGCGACGGAGCGAAGCCACGAGGCGUACACGAAGAACUACAGCAUCGUUUUCCCGCACGAUGAGCCACUGGCUGGGCGAAACUUUACCGUCGAUCCAUUCCACAAGCAAAUGAUACAAUAUGGCGCAGUUAUGGAGGAAAGACAUGGCUGGGAACGGCCGGGAUACUUCCUACCGGAUGAAACGGUGGUGGUGCAACCGUACGAUUGGUAUGGCUACUACGAUCAUCCCAAGAAUGCCAACACACACUACGAGGAAGCACUGAAGGGAGACUACACGUUUGGAUUUUCGGAGCAUCACGACUUGAUUGGCGAGGAAGCACUCACCUGCCGGCAUGAUGCUGCACUGUUCAAUUUGAGCUACUUCUGCAAACUCUUCCUUACCGGCAGCCAGGCAAAGGAGGCCGCCGAAUGGAUUUUCACCGCCAACUUGGAUAAACCGAUCAACAAGACCAUCUAUACUUGCGCUCUAAACAAACGGGGUGGCGUGGAAGGAGAUGUCACGGUUAGCAUCGUAGAGUCGGGACUGGGUGGACUGCAUGAUCCGAUCUUCAAGGGUCGUGGAUACUACAUCGUCGCCGGUGGUGCCUCCGCUUACCACACCAAAUGUCACAUCCUGGCCGCCAUUCAGGAGAAAGCGUUCCGGGCAGUGGUGAGCGAUCACACGGAGGAGCUGGGCGUACUAUCACUCCAGGGACCGAAAAGCCGUGAAAUACUGCAGAAGAUCACCGACUUUGAUCUAUCGAACGAGAAGCUGUUGCCGAUGAACUCUACCGCCAUACUGACGAUUAAGAUCAAUCCGCACUACAGCUGCCAUGUGCGUGUGUUGCGCGUCAGCUUCGUCGGCGAGCUGGGCUACGAGCUGCACAUUCCCGAGGAAAGCUGUAACGAUGUGUACAAUGCGCUGAUGAAGGCAGGAUACAAGGAGAGUCUGCGAAACGCGGGCUACCGGGCACUGUACUCGCUCAGCAGCGAGAAGGGUUACCAUCUGUGGGGAUCGGAUCUCCGGUCGGACGACACACCGAUCGAGGCCAACCUGGGCUUUGUGUGCCGAAAGGAGGGCGAGUAUCAGGGCAAGGAGAUUGUAGAUCGGCAGCGCGAAAAUGGCGUCAGUCGGCGGUUGGCAUUCUUUACGCUACGGGAACAGGUGCCGAUCUGGGGUUUGGAAGCGGUCUAUCGGGACGGAGAGAUUGUGGGACAUCUGCGGCGCGGAGAGUACGGUUACACGCUCCAGAAACCGAUCGGCCAGGCGUACGUGCAGCGCGCAGACAGUAGCCCAAUCACGAACCAGUUCCUGCAGUCGGGCCACUACCAGAUCGAGGUGAUGGGCAAGCUGUACGAUGCCGAUUGCCAUUUGAGAAGUCCGUUUGAUCCGAAAGGUGAACGGAUGCUGGGAAUAUACAAAUAAAUCUUUUCCAUCGCUA